GCGGGUCCUCCCCUUCCUGGGGAGGCAGUGGCAGAACAAAGCAGCAACUACCUCCUCUCGUGGUCGGCUCCCUCCUCGCCACGGCGGCCUCCAUUCCUGGCACCACCUCGGGCAGAGAAGGCACAAUGAAGUGGAAAGCUCUGGUCAUCGCGGUUGUCCUGCAAGCCCAACUCCCCAUUACAGAGGCCCAGAGCUUCGGCCUGCUGGAUCCCAAACUCUGCUACCUGCUGGACGGAAUCCUCUUCCUCUACGGUGUUAUCAUCACCGCCCUGUACUUGAGAGUCAAGUUCGGCAGGGGUGAAGCCAUCCCCAUGGCCCCACAGGGCCAAACGCAGCUCUACAAUGAGCUCAAUCUUGGACGAAGAGAGGAGUAUGAUGUGCUGGACAAAAGACGAGGCCGGGACCCUGAGAUGGGAGGGAUGCAGAGAAGGAAGAACCCCCAGGAAGGCUUGUACAAUGCACUGCAGAAGGACAAGAUGGCGGAGGCCUACAGUGAGAUUGGAGUGAAAGGCGAGAACCAGCGGCGCAGAGGCAAGGGCCACGAUGGCCUCUACCAGGGGCUCAGCACGGCCACCAAGGACACCUAUGACGCCCUCCACAUGCAGGCCCUACCCCCUCGCUAACAGCCACAGGACUGGGCCACUCACAGGCCCCACCUGCACAUGCCCAGUUUGUGGCAAGCACUGGACAAAGCAUUUAUUACCGGGCUCACCAGAGGACUUUCCCUGAUGAAUAGGAUGCUUUGGGUUAUAGCACUGUCACAGCCAGUUCCAAAUCAGCACCCACAGAGUACAGUCCCUGUAUCUUUAAGGGGGCUCGACACCUCCCAUCCCUAUCCCUGGUCUGUGCUCUGACCCGGGAGACAGACACUCUAAUGUGGCUCAUUUGUAAAUCUGUGUUUUGUAAAGUUCCCCCGAGAACCCCCAGACCACAGCGUGUCUUCCACAGUUCUUUUGUGUUAGAGUGGCUUUGCGGGCGCUGUAAACUUGGCUUCCUUCCAUUGUCAGCCUUCCCCAUUUCGGCGUUAACUGUAAUUGGGCCAAGUGGUACCUAUGAUGGAAGCACUGGCCCAUGUGCACCUGCCAGAGGUGCCCAAGGCAGAGGGCUGUUCACCAGGGAUGGUCUAGGUGUGGAGUAGUGCUUAGGAAAGGGGCCUCUGUUCAUGAUGCCCACAUUCCAUACCAUGGAAUCUGCACACCAGACACCAUGGGGCUGUCUUUGCCUUGAUGGAGCUCAGGUGCCUAGGCAACGAACUGUUUACAAACAGGUGCAGUGGCCACGGCAGUGUCAUUGCCGAGGCCGGGCUAAGUGCAUGGAGAGCAGAACUGUGUCCCUCCCCCACGUCCCUCUGCCUUUUUCCUGGAUGACAAACUCCUCACUUCAAAGGCCUCAGAGGAAGACCUGGCACCCCAUGAAUCUCAGGAUGACCCCAAGUGGGCAGUGGCAUCAUGGCAGACACCACAAUAUCCCACCCGAGACACCGCUGUAUAAUUCCAGGGCACAAGGCCACAGAUGGAGAAGCCUCUUUGUGCUGCCGGGAUUUAAGUUAUACUGGCUUGCUGGUCUUGCUACUUUGCAUAAUAAAUGUCUCCAUGAACACAG
Messenger RNA from Ochotona princeps (American pika), 1602 nucleotides. It is a transcript of the gene CD247, whose product is annotated as CD247 molecule. The coding region runs from base 126 to 623 and encodes 165 amino acids. Gene Ontology annotation, molecular function: transmembrane signaling receptor activity. Gene Ontology annotation, biological process: cell surface receptor signaling pathway. The record is from RefSeq and is a predicted model, not a curated record. The transcript is spliced from 8 exons. NCBI's taxonomy places the organism in Eukaryota, Metazoa, Chordata, Mammalia, Lagomorpha, Ochotonidae. Gene Ontology annotation, cellular component: membrane.